Molecule: messenger RNA, 2038 nt
Organism: Aspergillus wentii DTO 134E9
Lineage: Eukaryota; Fungi; Ascomycota; Eurotiomycetes; Eurotiales; Aspergillaceae
Exons: 4
Coding region: 111-1877 (588 amino acids)
Biological process (GO): transmembrane transport
Molecular function (GO): transmembrane transporter activity
Source: RefSeq, a predicted model, not a curated record
CUCGGACUAGUGCAUCGCAGCUGAUCCCUGCGGCGUUUAAGUAUCCCGGACCACCGGCCUGGGAGAGUUUUCAUCCUUCUGUGCAUCCUACACAUGGCCCUGCUGUUAUCAUGGAAUCCAGUCGCAGGGCCAACGGCGGUCAAUACCAAACAUUCGAGAAUGCCAGUGCGAAUCUGGACAGAGCGAUCGACGAGCCCGAGGACGACGUGUCAGACGACGAACUGCUGUCGGAUGCAGAGUCGAGAGAGAGAAGGCAGGAUGGAGUCAAGCAGGUUGAGGCUAUCACGGCUGUGUGGACGCUACGGGCUUUGAUAUUCACCUACAUCUUUAUCUACAUCCUCUCCUUCGUCAACUCGCUGCAGCAGCAGAUCACCAGCAACCUAGGUCCAUAUGUCACGUCGAGCUUCAAUCAACAUUCUCUCUACGCAACGACAAACGUCCUCUCCAGCAUCAUCGGCGGGUGCUCGAAACUUCCCAUCGCCAAAAUACUUGAUAUCUGGGGCCGUGUGGAGGGAUUCAUAUUGAUGACGCUGUUCUGCACCAUCGGGCUGGUUCUGAUGGCGUUUUGCAAGAAUGUCGAGACCUAUGCUGCUGCCCAGGUUUUCUACUGGGUUGGAUACAAUGGAAUGGGAUACGUGAUCAACAUUUUCCUGGCGGACACGACGUCUUUGCAGAAUCGGAUGAUUAUGUUUGGCCUCAACACGACUCCGUUUAUCGUGAAUGUCUUUUUGGGUCCUCAUAUCGCACAGCUUUUCUACGAACACAGCAGUUUCCGAUGGGCGUUUGGGGUUUUCUCCAUCAUCAUUCCUGUCAUGGCAAUGCCUGUUGCUGGCGUGUUUAUCUACAACAACCACAAAGCGAGGAAGAAGGGUCUUGUUCCACCGCGUGUUGCAAGCGGUCGAACUCGUUCACAGACAUUCUACUUCUAUUGCCGUGAAUUCGACAUUGUUGGCAUGUCUCUAGCGCUCAGUGGCUUCUGUCUAGUGCUUUUGCCUCUCUCUAUUGUCGGAACCACGGCUCACAGCUGGCAUACUGGGUAUAUAAUCACCAUGAUUGUUCUUGGUGUGCUCUUCCUGAUCGCCUUCUGCAUCUGGGAAAAAGACUAUGCACCAGUGACAUUCGUUCCGUUCAAGUAUCUCAAAGAUCGCACAGUCCUUGGAUCGUGUGUUCUUGCUGGUACUCUCUUUUGCAGUUUCUUUGCAUGGGAUCUCUACUUCACCUCAUAUCUUCAGGUGGUCAACAGCCAAAGCCUGCAAAACGCAGGUUACAUCGCCAACAUCUUCACCAUCGGGUCCUCUUUCUGGGGACCCAUCACUGGACUCAUGAUCAGAUACACCGGGCGGUUCAAGUGGCUGGGUCUGGUUGCAAUUCCUGUCCAAACCCUCGCCAUGGGACUUCUCAUCUACUUCCGCCAUCCCGGAACACAGAUCGGGUACAUCAUCAUGGCGCAAAUAUUCAACGCUCUAUCCGGCGGGACAUUGGUCAUGACCGAGCAACUCGCCGCCAUGGCUGCAGUCCCUCACAAUGAAGUCGCCGUUGUUCUCGCGCUGGAGGGUCUCUUCACCAACUUGGGUGCCUCGAUCGGUCAAUCCAUAUCCGGUGCCAUCUGGACGAACCUGAUGCCCAAGAAGCUUGCGGAAUAUCUCCCCGAAGAGUCCAAGAACAAUCUACGCUCUAUCUACGGCUCACUUCCUGUUCAACUGUCAUACCCCGUCGGCAGCCCAACUCGCACUGCUAUCAUAGAAGCUUACGGAUAUGUACAGCAUCGCAUGCUGGUUGCUGGUAUGUGCUUUAUGCCUCUUGCCUUUGCCUGUGUGCUGCUGUGGCGCAAUAUCGAUGUGAAGGGGAAGAGACAAGUUCAUGGAAAGGUUUUUUAGACAGUAUAUAUAGACAUAGAUCACAUACUGCAAUGAUAGAGAUCAUAUCCAUGCCAUGAAUAAAUACUCAAGCCAAGACGAUGCUAAACACAGGCCCUGCCGAUCCGGGGUUAUCUACCCCGAAUUCCCCGCCUCCACACGACAAACGCGGGGAAGCCCAC